AUGGUUUUCUACAUUCAUAUUGGUACACUUUUGAAAGAUCUGUUCCACAAAGAGAAACUAAUGAUAACAGACAGAAAUGCAGCCUUUAAAGCUACGCAGUGUAUUGAAGAUACUGACCAGUAUGGCUUCUGUGCAAUGACAACGCCUUGUGCUUGUUACUAUAAAAUCGUUCAGCAAACCGCAUCCGUUUUUCAGGCAUGUACACUAGAAUGUGAAGGAAAGCUGCCUUCUGCCAAAGCCUGGGAGACCUGCAAGGAGCUCCUGCAACUGGCAAAGCUGGAUCUUUCUGAGGAUGGCAACAUUGCUCCAGGAGACAAGAAAGAGCUGGAUGAGAAUCAUUUGCUUGCGAAGAAGUACGGAGGCUUCAUGAAAAGAUACGGGGGGUUCAUGAAGAAAAUGGAUGAGCUCUAUCGGGUAGAACCGGAAGAUGAAGCUAACGGAGAAUUCCUGGCUAAAAGGUAUGGAGGGUUUAUGAAGAAAGACUCGGAUGAUGAUGCCCUUGCUAAUUCCUCUGAUCUGCUGAAGGAGCUUCUAGGAACCGGGGAUAACCCUGAAGCGGGGCAUUACCGAGAGAUAAAUGAAAACGAUGGCGACGUCAGCAAAAGAUAUGGAGGCUUCAUGAGAAGCAUAAAGCGCAGCCCCGAAUUGGAAGAUGAAGCCAAAGAGCUGCAAAAGAGAUACGGUGGUUUCAUGAGAAGAGUGGGCCGGCCAGAAUGGUGGCUGGAUUACCAGAAACGAUAUGGUGGGUUUCUUAAGCGCUUCGCCGACUCCAUUCUCCCUUCAGAAGAAGAUGGGGAAACUUAUUCCAAAGAGGUCCCAGAGAUGGAAAAGAGAUACGGUGGAUUUAUGAGAUUUUAAUACCUUUCCCUUUAUCCCUUUUGUCCUAAAUGAGAAAGACUGCCUUAUUGGUCAUAACUUAUUGUAACGUGUUGCUUGUACUGUACAGUUUUUUACUGUCCUUGGUUAAUGAUGCAACUUGCGAUUUGUUGUUUCAGGUUCUGCGUUCUUUCAAGUCAAAUAACUAAUUUCUGGUUUAGUCAAGUUUCAGUCUGUAUUGUAGUUUCCACGCUAGAAGUAUUUUGAUUAUUGUAUUAAUUUUCUUUAAAGAGGAAGUACAUCUACAGUAGCGUUGCUUAACUGUAUAUACAAUAAAUUCUUCAUCCUAACUGCAUAAA
Messenger RNA from Balearica regulorum gibbericeps (East African grey crowned-crane), 1175 nucleotides. Lineage: Eukaryota; Metazoa; Chordata; Aves; Gruiformes; Gruidae. The record is from RefSeq and is a predicted model, not a curated record.